Marasmius oreades (fairy-ring Marasmius) is the source of this 333-nucleotide messenger RNA. RefSeq lists its product as uncharacterized. Lineage: Eukaryota; Fungi; Basidiomycota; Agaricomycetes; Agaricales; Marasmiaceae. The record is from RefSeq and is a predicted model, not a curated record. The coding region runs from base 1 to 333 and encodes 110 amino acids. The transcript has 3 exons.
AUGGGUACCCCUACGGCUUACAACACCAAUCUAUGGUCUCUACCAGGCAUUUGGCUCACCGACGACGAGCGGCGGGAGGACUCCGAACUGUCCUACCUGCUAGCUUCUGGCAUGGCCUCAGAAAUCGCCUCAAAGCUCCCUCGCAACUUAUAUCGUGUACACCAAGUCGACAAAGUCUUUUUGUUUCCCAAUCUCGACAACACGGAUGACAAAAUAAACUUAAACUGCAAACUUCUUCUCGUAUCCUUUAGAACAAAGAGAAUUAUGUUCAUAGACCGAAAGUGCCAAUGCGUAUUUCAAAGACGAAUGGCCCACCUUAACCCUCCCGUGUAA